AUGGCAAUAGGCCGAUUCGAGGUCGGGGCUUCCAUUGUAUUAACGUUGGGUCAUUGUAAUCUUGACUGUCCAUUUAGUAAGGAUGGCAACAUGCCGUGGUGGUGGUGGAGUGGAGGUGAUGGUAAAAGAGAUGGAGAUGAAGGUGGUGGUGGUGAUGAAGGUGGAGUUGGUGAUUGUGGUAGUGGUGGUGGUGGGGAUGGCUAUUGUGGAGGUGGUGGUGGCGGUGGCAGUGUAAUGGUGGUUGUUGUGGUGUUGGUUGUGAAGGUGGUGGUGGAUGUGGAAAUGGUGGUAAUGGUAGUGUUAGUGGUGGUCGAUAAGGUAGUGAUUGUGGUGGUGGUGGCGAAGGAUGAUGAGGAUGAGGAUGAGGAUGUUGUGGUGGUGGUGACAAUGGCAGUGGUUGUGUACGUGGUGAAUGUGGUGGUAGAGGUGGUGCCUACUUUUAAAAGUUGCUAUCAAAAGGCCACUGCUUUUAAAAUAAUCUGGAUGUUUUAUUUUACUAAACACCUUAAACUGCUUAACUUUAAAGUGAAGCAGGUCGAAACAGUACAACAAGAGACAACAUCAUGA
Molecule: messenger RNA, 567 nt
Organism: Prunus armeniaca (apricot)
Lineage: Eukaryota; Viridiplantae; Streptophyta; Magnoliopsida; Rosales; Rosaceae
Source: the annotation of a GenBank genome assembly